AUGGGCCUGGAUCCGUGUUCCCGUACGGAAUUGUUUGAAGAAGUGGAUACUGCUACCUGGUUCGAGUCUGGAUCCGUGACUGGUAUGGAAUGUGUUGAGGAAGUAGACAAUGCUACCUGGUUAGCAUGUGCCACGGAAUUGAGCCAAUUGAGUCGGCUGAAAACCGAAUCGGCUAUAUAUAUAACGUUGUGUUCCACAGAUGCAGCUUCGAUGUUGGAUCCGUGUACGGGUAUGGAAUUUGUUGAGGAAAUGGACACUGCUACCUGGAUGUGUUCCACAGAUGCAGCGUCGAGGCUGGAUCCCUGUAUUGGUAUGGAAGUGGUUGAGGAAGUGGUCACUGCUACCUGGUUAGCAGGUGCCGUGGAGUUGAGCAAAUUGAAUCGGAUGAAAUCGGAAUCGGAUAUAUCUAAAGCGGGGCGAGAUGUGUCACAAUACUUAUAA
Echinostoma caproni is the source of this 441-nucleotide messenger RNA. The record is from the annotation of a GenBank genome assembly. Lineage: Eukaryota; Metazoa; Platyhelminthes; Trematoda; Plagiorchiida; Echinostomatidae.